AUGGAUCCUCUUGUAGUAAAAGCGGCUCGUAAAAGUGGUGUUAGUAUAGCUGAUUUAAAUCUACCAAAAGAAUUUACAAUGUGGAUUGAUCCUAACGAAAUAUCCUAUCGAUUUGGUGAAGACGGCUCAAUCAAUACUCUAUCGAUGGAAGAAAACCAAGAUCAAAGCGACAGCUCGUUGGAAAGUAUGUUUACGAGUCGUUCAAGCUCACAUUCGUGUGGAAUGAAAGAAAGCAAUGCAAGUGCAAUGAAUAAAGGAAUCAUCAAAGUACCAGAAUGUGUAUCUUCAUAG
Molecule: messenger RNA, 291 nt
Organism: Xenia sp. Carnegie-2017
Lineage: Eukaryota; Metazoa; Cnidaria; Anthozoa; Malacalcyonacea; Xeniidae
Product: protein BTG2-like
Exons: 1
Coding region: 1-291 (96 amino acids)
Biological process (GO): negative regulation of mitotic cell cycle; negative regulation of cell population proliferation
Cellular component (GO): cytoplasm; nucleus
Source: RefSeq, a predicted model, not a curated record